Eleginops maclovinus (Patagonian blennie) is the source of this 3493-nucleotide messenger RNA. RefSeq names its product Krueppel-like factor 15. The record is from RefSeq and is a predicted model, not a curated record. The transcript has 3 exons. Lineage: Eukaryota; Metazoa; Chordata; Actinopteri; Perciformes; Eleginopidae. The coding region runs from base 398 to 1747 and encodes 449 amino acids. Gene Ontology annotation, molecular function: RNA polymerase II cis-regulatory region sequence-specific DNA binding; DNA-binding transcription factor activity, RNA polymerase II-specific. Gene Ontology annotation, biological process: regulation of transcription by RNA polymerase II.
GUGACGGUGCUAUAGUAGAGCCGAGAGAUCCAGCCUCAGUCAGUGAACGCUGCUGCUGCUGCAUGGUGGCUCAAGGGCAAAGCCUUUAAACUCCCCCCUUUUGGAUACUAACACUACUCCCUGGGUAUUUUGCAUCGGGAUUACUAUACCCUCUUUCAUUGAGCAAGACACACUGUAUCCUGGGUGCAGACCUUGGAUUGUUCAGAGUGCGGGGCUACUUUUUCCACCGUGAGAGAGAACACCAGGUGUUCCACUAUCUCACCCUCGACUGGGAGAGCGCACUUGUUGACCUGAGGGUUUUUUUUGGCCAAACUUUCCCAGGGAUAAUUAUCUCACAAUUCAUCCUAAACAUAGACUCCGAGUCCAGCAGGAGACAGCGGUUUGGCACCCUCCAGGGAUGGUGGAUAACACUCCGGUUAGCGAGGAGACUUUUCUUCACACUGGAUCUCCGCAGGCCUACGUGGUGACGGACCUGAGCUCCUACCAGGUGAUGCCGUCGCCGUUUUCGGAGGACGACCUGAGCGAGUCGUCCAGCCCUCGGUCCUGCUCCAGCCCGGACUCCCAGCUGCUCAGCUCCAGCUAUGGCAGCACCUCCAGCGCAGAGAGCCAGGACAGCAUGCUGGAUCAGCUGCUGUCCCAGGCCUCGCUAGGAGGAGCUAACGGUGUGCCUUCAGGAUCCGUGGCCCAGAUAUCCUCUUUCUUCUGUGACUCCAGGAGAGACGGGUCCUCCAAACGGGAGUCCGUCAAAGAGGAACAGUUUGACUUCCUCACCUGGUCCAAUGUGGAGGCGGAGGAACAACCUGGAGGCUCCUUCCAGCCCACACUGGAGGAGAUCGAAGAGUUCCUGGAGGAGAAUAUGGAAGUGGUUACGAUGAAGCAGGAAAUCAGAGAGGGUUGUCUCGAGUUGGGACUGGAGGAGGCUCUUGGUCUUGGAGUUGGUUUGGAGUGGUGCAGGGACGCCUCCCCCGUGCCUAAACUCGAACCAGAGGCCAAACAUUCAGACCAAACCGUCCCCACUGCUGCCUCCAGUGAGACCAAAACCACAUCGGUCGACCCAGCACAUGAAUCCAGCAAAGACGCCAACAAGGCUUCAGCCAACAAGGCUUCAGCCAACAAGCCUUCAGCGGUCGUCCUGCAGAUUCAGCCCCUUCAGAUAAAGCAAGAGCCCACAGCUGCUCCUCUGACGCCGGCCGCCCAGCCCCCUCCGCCGGCCGCAGCCUCAGACAUCAAAAUCGCACAGCUUCUGGUCAACAUCCAGGGCCAGACCUUUGCCCUGGUGCCCCACAUCGUGCCCAACCCCGGCCUGAACGUCUCCUCCAAGUUCGUUCGCAUCGCUCCCGUCCCCAUCGCCUCCAAGCCUCUGGGGUUCGGGGACGGCUCGGCCAGCCUCGGCUCGGGGAUUCUCGUCGGGGGUCAAAAGUUUCAGAAGAACCCGGUGGCGGAUCUUAUCAAAAUGCACAAAUGCACUUUUCCUGGAUGCACCAAGAUGUACACCAAGAGCAGCCACCUGAAGGCCCACCUGAGGAGGCACACGGGGGAGAAGCCUUUCGCCUGCAACUGGCAGGGCUGUGGAUGGAGGUUUUCCCGAUCAGAUGAGCUGUCCAGACACCGGCGUUCCCACUCAGGAGUGAAGCCCUACCAGUGUCCGGUUUGCGAGAAGAGGUUCGCCCGCAGCGACCACCUGUCAAAACACAUCAAAGUCCACCGCUUUCCACGAAACAGCCGGACCGUUCGCUCAGCAAACUGAAGCCGGGAUGCGUCUGUAACAGAAACAGGAGCACAGUGUGAAUGUUCAUCAGUUAUAUGUGAGGGUUAUGUCAGUGGAAGCAUGCCUUGCCUUCAUCCGUCUGUGAUUGUCCUAAUUUAUUGUACAAAGACUGACACGUCCUGCCAGCGUGUGUUGCCCGAGCAGGAGAUUAGAUUAGUUUAUUUACCGUCAGUCUGGAUCAUGUGAUACCCUCAGUGAUAGUCUUGCAUGUCCCUUUUACCUGGGUCAAAACGACUGCCUUUAACCGUCCUGAAAGCUGCCAGUGUCGUGGACAUUCCUCGUCUUAUGCAAAGUUUGGGAACUCGGAGGACGUUACUCUUCACUCCACUUGGGGUCCGCAGGGAGUUUUUUUCCCCUGUUUUAUUCUACUUUUUGCUGCCUUGCUCCACAUUACAGCUGACCAGUUGUUUAUUCACAUCCUACAGCAGCUUUGUAAACCUGCUGGGACAUGAGGAGGAGAAUCACAAAGCCACACAAGGCUUCUAAACUGGAAAAGUGUUGAAUCUGCCUUGUGAUCAGUGUUUGUUUGUUGUUUUGUAAAGCUAAAUCAUGUGAAUCUACUUGCUACCAAGCCCCCAGGAAGAGCACCGGCCGUUGAAGCUAAUUUCCCUAGUGGCCAAACACUGGUACUACAACUUCUGUUCUAGUUUGUGUUGCUCAAAAAAAAGUUUCCCAUUGACUUGCAUUGGGAAAGAGAUGUCUGUGAAUCAACGGAUCAGCUAAAUAAACUACCCAGCACGAACACUUUUAUAGCCCUUAUUUAAGAUUAUUAGGGUCUAUACGUUGAGUUCGAGGGAGUUAUUUUACCAUUCAUUUUACUGGGCCAAGAGUGGAAAAUUGGAGGCGGGGCUUAAGACUAGGAGGCGGGGUUAUAGUUUGAGAGGUGGAGCUUGCAUAUGGGAGGCGGGGCUUAAUGCAAACUGAAGUCCAAGAUGAUUUGGGAACUUUUUAAAUCAGUAGUUGCCCCAUUUUUGUCUCCACUGAGCAACUCUCUCCAGUUCUCUUUAUACAUCCAUAUUUGCUACUGGUCUUCUCUUUGUAUAUCUCGCUUUUCUGGCCUUACUGUACCACAAAAUCCUUAUUAGAGAUCCAAAUGGUUUGGGAAGUCAGACUUUAAAUUGGUGUUAAGUGACAAAAAGCCGUCCUUAUAUUGUCCCUGAAUGUCUCAGUCUGCUAUGAUGAUGAUUAUUAAUAUUCUGCUCAUGACUUGACACAAGAUCUGCCUCAAUCCUGCUUUAUCUGUAACCGAAACACCCUGACAGCCUUGUAAGGGGACACCGAGGGAGUGGUGCUAAACUACCAGGACAAAAGGGCUUCUGGGAAACGUAGUCAUCUCUUUUGAGGCCAUACUUUGUAGUUGUUCUCAGACAUCGCCCCGCGGUGAACAUAUAGGGGUGUGGCGAUGCCGUCCAUGUGUGUUACAGCUACAACAAGCAGGGGUACACAACAUUGUGCAUCAUUCCUUCAUUCAAUUUUUGAAUUGUUAACGCUCGUGGGAACACAGGUGUUUUAUCGCAUCCUAUGAAUGUAUGUAAAUAUUCCGGAUCCAGAGAAACACACAGACACCAUAUCUUAAAGAAAAACAAAUCAGUGGUUGUGAAGAUUUCUAGUGUAAACCCUAAAUGUGUACAUAGCUCAACGUUUCAGUACAUAUGGAUAUAUUAUAUAUAUUUUUUCUUUGUUGUAUUGAAGAUGCAUUUACAAAUAAAACUGAAAAGAAAGAAA